Coffea arabica (coffee) is the source of this 1889-nucleotide messenger RNA. The record is from RefSeq and is a predicted model, not a curated record. Lineage: Eukaryota; Viridiplantae; Streptophyta; Magnoliopsida; Gentianales; Rubiaceae.
AAGAUUUUGAUUUUAGGGUUAUUAAGUCGCUUUUGUAGUUCUUUGCUUUUGAUGCAGUCAAACUUUAGACUCGUGUUCUUUUCAGAAGAUGAAGCUUAUAAAGGUAGUCCUAUGCAGUGAAAGUAGGAGUACAAAGACAAAAUCAGAAAUGCAAAAUCAAGCCUAUUUUUUCUUGGUUCUUCUAGCUCUUCCUCACUCACUCUUUGCUUCUAGUAAUGAUGCAAAGUGUCAAUGUGAUGAAGCAAAAAUCAACCGUGGAGGUUUCCCAGAAAAUUUCUUGUGGGGUGCAGGAACAUCUGCUUACCAGGUUGAAGGUGCAUAUAAUGAAGGUGGUAAAGGUCCAAGUUUGUGGGAUAACUUCACUCAUGCAUACCCAGAGAAAAUUGUAGACCAAAGUAAUGGAGAUAUUGCUGUGAAUUCCUAUCAUUAUUUUGAGGAGGACAUAAAAAUCACAAAAGAUUUAGGGCUAGAUGCAUACAGGUUUUCUAUCUCAUGGUCAAGGAUACUACCAAGAGGAAAUCGAAAUGGAGGAGUGAACCAAGAAGGAAUUGACUAUUAUAACAACAUCAUCAAUGAUUUACUAGCCAAUGGUAUACAACCAUUUGUGACCAUGUUUCAUUUCAAUGUGCCUCAAGCCCUAGAAGAUGCAUAUGGGGGCUUCUUAAGUUCUCGAAUUGUGGCUGAUUUUCGAGACUUUGCUGAUAUUUUGUUCAGCAAAUUUGGUGAUAGAGUUAAGUAUUGGAUUACUUUGAACGAGCCAUGGACUUUCAGUAAUCAUGGCUAUGCAAUUGGUAGAUUUGCACCUGGCCGAUGUUCUGAAUGGCAGCAAAUAAAUUGCACUGGUGGUAAUUCAGGAACAGAACCAUAUAUUGUCACACACAAUCAACUUCUUGCUCAUGCAGCAGUUGUACAUUUGUACAGAACCAAAUAUCAGAUAUGGCAGAAGGGAAAGAUUGGAAUUGCACUUGCCGCAAUAUGGUUUGAGCCAUAUAAUUCAACGGAUGAAAAUUUAAUGGCUACAGACAGAGCCCUUGAUUUCAUGUUGGGAUGGUUUAUGCAGCCAUUAACAUCUGGACAAUAUCCGCAAAGCAUGAGAGUUCGUGCUGGCAAUCGGUUGCCCAAUUUCAGCAACACUGAAAGGGAUUUGUUGAUACAGUCGUUUGACUUCAUAGGAUUGAACUACUACACUUCCAGAUAUGUUUUGGAUAAGCCUAAUCCAUCUAGCUUGAGCUACAUCAAUGAUUCUGAGGUUGAUAUUGUAGUUGAGAGAGACAAUAAGCCCAUUGGUGAAGUAUCAGUAAUUGGAAGUUGGCUCCAUAUCUACCCAAAGGGACUCAGAGAAUUGUUGAACUACAUGAAGAUGAAAUACAACAAUCCCACCAUUUACAUUACUGAAAACGGGCUUAAUGAGGCAAGAAAUGACAGUAUGACAAUUCUUGAAGCUAUCAAAGACGACAUAAGAAAAGACUAUAUCCAUGACCACCUAUGUUGUAUCCUACAAGCAAUUGAGCAAUUUGAAGUCAAUGUGGGUGGCUACUUUGUAUGGUCAUUGAUGGACAAUUUCGAAUGGGCUUUCGGCUACUCAAUCCGCUUUGGCAUCCACUUUGUGGAUUACAAUGACGAGUUGUUUACAAGAUAUCCUAAACACUCUGCUUUAUGUGGGGAGCCAUCGAUUCAUCCGCGAACUGGACUUGCUGUUCAGGGCAGUCGAGGAGCUCAAGAGAACCCUGUCGGAUUUAGAUGAGGCCGCGGAUGAUGCCAGCUCCACCGGGAGCAGCCGACCUUCUUCGGUAGAAGAAGCGGACUGAACCCCCUGAUCCAAUGAAACCCCUUCCAUGGAGGAUGAAGUGGACCCCACACGCACAGGGAUAUACGUAUAAAUGUAACGU